Messenger RNA from Cydia strobilella, 3360 nucleotides. It is a transcript of the gene Ent1, whose product is annotated as equilibrative nucleoside transporter 3. Lineage: Eukaryota; Metazoa; Arthropoda; Insecta; Lepidoptera; Tortricidae. Gene Ontology annotation, cellular component: plasma membrane. Gene Ontology annotation, molecular function: nucleoside transmembrane transporter activity. The coding region runs from base 281 to 1666 and encodes 461 amino acids. The record is from RefSeq and is a predicted model, not a curated record. Gene Ontology annotation, biological process: nucleoside transmembrane transport. The transcript is spliced from 7 exons.
UCGAGUGAGAGGAGCUCGUACUGUUGCGCGUAGCUGAUGUUUGAUAAAUUUCGAUCUCAGCUGCGUUUAAUACAAAAAAAUGAUAAACAAAAUUAUGUUUUGCAUAUUCAGGUAAAGGCAUUUUAUGUUUUGUUUAUUUUUGAGUCAUUACAUCGCGUCAUUAGAACGGUGCUUUUGUAACAAAAAAGGACAUUAGAAUGAUCGUUAACAAUAGAAGUGAAAUAAAAUAGCUUUCUUUAUUGUGGUCAAAUAUUCAUGAGUGUUAAUAAGUGCUACAAGCAUGGACGUGGAAGAGACCGGAUCGAUUAACAAUGAUCCCGUAGACGCGAUUGAGAACGAAAAUGAAGAAGAAAUUAUUGAUGACUCAGAGGAGCGCGAGCUGGUGACAGACUCUUGCUCGACAAAGGUGCUGGACACCUCGGAGCAGCCUCGCGACAACUAUUGGGUUGUUUAUUUACUUUUUUAUUUAUUUGGCAUUACAUCUCUUGUGUCAUGGAAUUUUCUGAUUACUGCAAAUGACUAUUGGAUGUAUAAAUUCCGAGAUGUGUCUCCAGUUAAUUCCACCCAGUUGGAAUUACCACCAGUGCGGAAAACUCAGUUUCAAGCUGAAUUUACUUCCUACCUCAAUGUGGCAGCUUCUGUACCAAAUUUAAUAUUCCUUAUAUUAAACUCACUUUAUGGGCAUUUAGUAUCUGUCAAGAGCAGACUACAAGGAUCACUCUUAAUGAUCACGCUGUCAUUCCUGGUGACCACCGCUUUUGUUCAGAUUGACACUGAUGAAUGGCAGAACACAUUCUUUAUUGUCACUAUGGUGACUGUAGUUAUCAUGAGCGCUGCCAGUGCCAUAUUCAUCGGCGGACUUGUGGGCAUCGCGAGCCGCUUCUCAAAAGAGUACAUGGCAGCCGUGGUAAGCGGCCAGUCCCUCGGCGGGAUCAUUGCUGCUAUCGCCCAAAUCAUAUCCCUCGCGUUCAAAAUAUCCCCCUUGCACAGUGCCCUCAUAUACUUCAUCAUAGCUGACAUAAUGCUGGUUGCAUCUUUAAUCUCCUACAUAAUGUUGUACAAGAUUGACUUCUUUACACACCACAUUUUGAGGGGCUCUGGUAUGGUUGCUAACAGGCACAGAGAAGUGUCCAUGGUAGCUGUCAUGAAGAAAAUCUGGGUUUACGCGUUUAGCAUUUUUGCGAUUUUCGCGAUCAGCAUGGCCGUGUAUCCUGCUGUCACUGUGUUGGUUGAGUCACAUCCUACGACUCAAGGAACUGAUUGGAACAAGAUAUACUUCGUGCCCGUAGUAAAUUAUCUAAUAUUUAAUUGUGGAGAUUAUUCCGGGCGUUUGGUAGCUGGAUUUCUACUUCAACCUCUGAACCAAUGGAUAAUAGGAGCCGCUAGUCUAUUGCGUAUUAUCGGAGUCCCAAUGCUGAUGCUAUGCAACGCGCAGCCGCGACCGCACCAUCUGCCGGUCAUCUUCGAGUGGGACUACGAGUACAUCAUGAUCAUGAUCGUGUUCGCUUUCAGCAACGGCUAUCUCACAAACAUUGUUAUGAUCAAUUCUACCAGAGUGGUAGAGCUGCACGAGCGAGAGAAGGCGACGUCAGUGAUAGCCACGAUGCUGAGCAUCGGGCUGACGGUGGGAGCUGCCGUCGGAAUGCUAUUGGUUCACUUAUUAUAAACACCGAUAUAAUAUUAUAUCACCACGCGCCUCACAAUGCGGAUGCCUGAGGUACCUCAAGGCCUUUGCACGGCCUCUCAAUCAAACCUUAAGGGAAAAGAUUUAUUAAAAUUAAUGGGGCAAAAGCAACUUAGUAAAUAUUGUGGAGGGGUUAAAAAAAGUAGAAACUGCUCGAUCGCCGAAGGAACAUUUUAGCAAAAAUAUGCUCCUUGUAUUUAGGAAACACCAAUAGAUAACACAUCAGCUGUCUUGCGAUAAUCCAGUAGUUGUAAAGCUGGAAGUUAAAAAACAAAAAAAAAAUGUGGAAGUAAGCGCAUAGCAUUAUGGUUUACUGAUAUAAGACAGCCAAAUUGCAUGUAGCUGGAGUUUAGUUUACCAAGGAAUUAUGAGCGACGUAUGAAUAAGAUAAUAUUUGGCCAGACAGUUACAAAAAUUACUCAUGAAUAGAUCCCACGAUGGAAAUAAACUGACAAAGUCGACCUGAAUAUGCUUGCCUUUAAUCGUAUGCUUAAAAUGUACUUUAGCAUUGUCCAAAUAUAAAUUGUUACCAAAUUAAAAUACUCGCAUUUUGUAUUGUUAAUUUGAAUGUCAGCAUAUUUACGUGUUAUUUGCUGUUAAUUUGUAUCUGGUAUUAUACAUCAGUAGAAUAGUAUGUACUUAGAGCUAUACAUACUUAAUUACUUAUUUAGAAAAUUCAAUUUAAAAUUUGUGACUUUUUAAUGUCUCAAUUGACUUUUACAUAUUUAUUUUAAGCGUAGUUUUCAAUAUAUUUUACUAAUUGACAUUAUAGAUUUUUAAAUAUUUGAUUGUUACCUACACGGCUAGCACAUAUUGCCGUGGCUCGCGCGAUAAGAAAGGAUCGGCGCGACUGAUUGAUAUAUAAAGUCGCGCGAUUCUCGGCAAGAUGUGCUAGUCGUGCUGCUUAUAGAAUAUCUUGUACGUAUAACAAAAGUUAAUCCGCAUUCCUUUCGUAUGAUUUCACUGCCGUUAUUACUUAUUUGAUGCUCAAUUUAAACAUUCCUGCAAUGUUCUAAUUUUAUUCACUUUAAAUAUUUGUUUGUACCAAAGUGAUGGUACCUAUUUCUUGUUUUAACCAAUGAAAAGCUUUUUAUCAAUUAAAAUUAUUUUAAGCUCAGAUAAAGGUGUAAUAGAUCUCAUAUAGAAUAGGUAUUCAAUUUUAACUACGACUUUGUGUAAUUUGUAAAAAUGUAGAUAAUUUAAUAGUAAUAGACUGCACAGGCGUAAUUAUGAUAAUAGAUGUUUUUGGACAUUCAUAUUGUUUAAUUAUUGAAUUGUGUUUGUACCUGAUGUUAGGUAUUAUAUCUUUUAAAUAUAUGUACCUAUAAUAACUAAUCACUCAUUAUCUAAAUAGGUGCUGCAAGGUUAGAUGUUUCUACUUGUUAUGUAUCUGAUCUGUACAGUGGAACCUCGAUAACACGAAUCUUUAGGGAAACUACAAAAACACGUAUUUGCUGAGAUUUGAGGCUUGAAGGGAAGGGAAUGGCAUUAUAUUGCGUGUUUUGUCUUAUCGAGGUUAAAUUCAUACAUUUAUGUAAUGAGAUGACAUAAUAAUUUAUCAAUGUUAAGUAAAUAGGUACCUAAAUGACUUUUCAAUGUUUUUUCGCUUUUAGCUUUUAUUGCGUUAACUAUACCAUGAUCGCCUUUAUGUUUAAUGUUAUUAACUAUUGUAAUAG